Molecule: messenger RNA, 3743 nt
Organism: Rubroshorea leprosula
Lineage: Eukaryota; Viridiplantae; Streptophyta; Magnoliopsida; Malvales; Dipterocarpaceae
Source: the annotation of a GenBank genome assembly
CAAAAAUCUGACAAGGAGAUCUGGGUUUUGGGAAGUCAGUUGUUCUAGAGUAGUAACUAAAAAGGAUUGCCUCCGUUCUGUUUCUCCAUUUCAGCUUGAGUCGGUUACGAGGAAAUCUUGCCAUUUGUAACCAAAUCCACUGCAAACUAAGUGGGAUCUUUCUGCCAAUUUCAGGUUGACAAGAAACCUCCAAUACUAUAAUCGGAUACCACAUAAACAUUGCAAGCUGCCUAACUAAAGGGGAUGGAUAAAAGUUGGAUUGAUAUUGACCGAACAGACAAUAGAUAUGAUGAAGGAAUCACUUGUUUUCUUGAAUUUACUUUUCGUGGUCAGCCUCAAGGGAAAAAAACUCCGUUGUCCAUGUAACUAUUGUGACAACAGAAAAUUUCUAAUUAAGAAAGAGAUGUAUGACGACCUAAUUGUCUUUGGCUUUAAUCCAACAUAUAAGCGAUGGUAUCAUCAUGGGGAGUCAUUUUUUGAAUCUAAUGAAGAGGGUGGAAAUUGUAUGCAUAAAUUGGAUGCAAUGCAAGAAAUGUUACAUGAUCUUGGGUGUGGUUAUAAAAUCAAUGAAGGACCAGAAGAAUGUGUUGGAUCUAGUGCAAGUAAUCCAAAUAAGGAAGCUGCAGAUUUCUAUAGGCUUUUAGGAGAGGCAGAACAGGAGCUAUAUCCUAAUUGUCCAAACUUUUCCAGACUAUCUUUCAUAGCAGAACUUAUGAAUGUUAAGUGCCUUUAUGGUUUGAGUUGCAAAGCAAUGGAUGCAAUACUGGAUUUGAUUGCAAAAGUCCUACCAAAAGGUAAUAAGGUCCCUCCUUCAUACUAUGAAGCAAAAAAAAUAUUUGAAAAGUUGGGAUUAAAAUAUGAGAAGAUUGAUGCUUGCCUGAAUGAUUGCAUUCUAUACCGUGGGAUUUAUAAGGAUUUGGACUCUUGUCUAGUAUGUGGUGCUUGUAGGUGGAAAAAUAGUGAGAAACAAGUUACAGGAAAACAAAUAGCAUGUAAAAUUUUGCGUUACUUUCCUCUUAAAGAUAGAGUCAAGAGGCUGUACAUGUCACCGAAGAUUGCUUCAGAGAUGAAAUGGCACAAAGAAAAAUGUCCUAGUGAUGAGUACAUGAGGCAUCCAGCAGAUUCACAUGCUUGGAAAAAUUUUGACUCCCAGCACCCAUCCUUUGCUACAGAUCCACGGAACAUUCGACUCGGAUUGGCUAGUGACGGUUUUAAUCCUUUUGGGAACAUGAGUACAUCUUACAGUGUGUGGCCGAUUGUUUUAGUGAAUUACAACUUACCACCUUGGAUGUGUAUGAAGGAUCCUUAUUUCAUGUUGUCUAUGCUUAUCCCUGGUCCAAAAGCACCAGGCAAUGACAUAGAUGUGUAUCUCCAACCAUUGAUAGAUGAAUUAAAGGACUUAUGGGAAAAUGGAGUGGAAACUUAUGAUGCAGCUUCGAAAUCUAACUUUAAGUUGAGAGUUGCUUUGAUAUGGACGAUCGGCGAUUAUCCAGGUUUAGCAGUGUUGUCAGGACAAAGUACCAAAGGUAAAUAUGCAUGUCUCAUUUGCAAUGAUGAUACCUGUUCACUAUGGCUUCCAAAUGGACACAAACAUUGUUAUAUGGGUCAUCGUCGUUUUCUUUCUUCCAACCAUCCUUGGCGUAAUGAUGCUAAGGCUUUUGAUGGAAAGCAAGAACAUCAUGCUGCACCUAAGGAAUUGACAGGAGAAGAUAUUGUUGAAAAAUACAAACUCUUUGAUCAGGUAACAUUUGGCAAGUCUAAAAAAAGAAAAAGAGGAGAUGGAGAAUUACCUGGUUGUUGGAGGAAGAAAAGUAUAUUUUUUAAAUUAUCAUAUUGGAAAACCCUUAUGAUACGACAUAACCUGGAUGUGAUGCAUAUUGCUAGGAAUGUAUUUGUUAGUGUGUUUGGAACUUUGAUGGAUGUUAAAGGAAAGACGAAAGAUACUAUCGAUACCCGUUUUGAUUUAGAGUUAAUGGGUAUUCGAUCUGAACUCCAUGCAGAAUGGGUAAAUGGUAACACGUUCCGUUAUAAAACUGCAUGCCACACAUUAUCAACAAAGGAAAAAAAGGUUUUGUGUAGUUUCAUAAGUGCCAUAAAGGUUCCUGAUGGUUAUUCUUCUAAUAUUUCUCGGUAUGUUAAUGAGAAUGGAUGCAAUUUAGCUGCGAUGAAAUGUCAUGAUUGUCAUAUUUUUUUGCAACGCUUCCUUCCAUUAGCAAUACGUGGGGUGUUAAAGACAGAAGUUUGUGAGCCAUUAAUAGAGUUGAGUGCUUUUUUUAGGAAGUUGUGUGCUAAGAAGUUACGUGCUGAAGACAUGGAAGUGCUCAAUGAGUCGAUAGUCUUAACUCUUUGCAAGUUAGAGAAAGUUUUUCCUCCUUCAUUUUUUGAUGUAAUGGUUCAUUUAACCAUACAUUUGGCUAGACAAGCCAUAGUUGCCGGUCCAGUAACUUUUAGGUGGAUGUACUUUGUUGAGAGAUUCCUACGUAGAUUGAAAUCAUAUGUUAAGAAUAAAGCUAAUCCUGAAGGAUCAAUUGCUGAGCUUUAUAUUGCACAAGAAGCAGUAACAUUUUGCUCAUUAUAUCUGCAAGAUGUUGAAACAAAAUUGAAUCGUGUUGGGAGAAAUUAUGAGGGGAAUGAUGAAUCAGUUACUUAUAAGUUUAAUAUAUUUAAACGUGUUGGUCGAUCGUUACGAGGGAAUAAAUACGAAAGGUUAAGCUUGAUAGAAUGGCAGCAAGCUCGAAGUUAUGUGCUUCGCAAUUGUGAAGAUAUCUCUCAUUUGAUGGAGUUGCACAAACAAGAAUUUGAGGUCCAGAGAAAGAAUAAUGUGGGAUAUCAACAUGAUGCUGAAUUUGAGCAAUGGUUCAAAAGAUAUGUGUUUCAUCUGAAAUAUGAACGAAGUGAGAUAUAUAAUGAGGAACUUGAAAUUUUAGCUUGUGGACCUGACCAAAGGGUAACUAAACAUGCUAGUUAUCUUGUUAAUGGUUGGAAAUUUUGUACAAAAGAUCAUGAUAUGAAAUUGAAAACGCAAAACAGUGGAGUAUUUGUCAAAGGAGAUGAAGGCACCGGGAACAUUGAUUAUUUUGGAGUAUUAACUGAUAUCAUAGAGUUAGAUUAUCAAGGGCAUACAGUUGUUCUUUUCAAGUGUGAUUGGUGGGAUGUUUCUAGUAGAGGUUGUAAGGAAGAUAAAUAUGGGUUCACGCUAGUAAAUGUCACUCGUAAACUGAAGAGUAGUGCUAAUGAACCUUUUGUAUUAGCUACUCAAGCUGAACAAGUGUAUUAUGUUCCAGAUACAAAAGAUCCAAAUUGGCAGGUUGUAAUCAAGACAAAACCCCGUGAUUUGUAUGAUUUUCCCCCUGAUGAAGAUGCAUUUGGACCAUGUCAAGAAGAUGAGGACAUUGGAGUGAUACAAGAAGAGAAUUUGUUUGAAAGUGAGGAUGGAAUUUUAAGUCGAGAAGAAUUAGUAGAAGUUACUGUUGAACAAGGGCCAAUAAAUUCAGAAAUGGUAAUUGCAGAUGAAGAUGAGGAGGAUGAGAUUGAUUAUGAUGAUGACCUUCUUUCUAGUGAUGAUGAAAUGUUGGUGCUCGAUGAAGAUACAGAUGAUGAUUUGUAAUCAUGUAUUUUAUUCUUUUUGGUCUAGUGUUGGUGUGUUAUGAUUUUUGGUAAUUAGUAGUUACAAUGGAAUGAGUUGUUUUAUUAUAAUAUUUAGGUAAUAUUAGUGUUAUUCUUAUCGCAUGAUAUUAACAUUA